GUCUCACUGCACUCGCCCACGUGUUUUAUCUUUUCUGAACUUCAGAAGAAGAGAACCACCACACACACACACACACAACACACUUCCUUCCUCAGGACUUUUGACAAAUUCUCUCUGAGUCUCUAUCAAUGGGGAGAAGCCCUUGUUGUUCCAAAGAGGGUUUGAACAGAGGAGCCUGGACUGCUCUUGAAGAUAAAAUCCUUACAGAUUACAUUAAAAUCCAUGGUGAAGGGAAAUGGAGAAACCUUCCCAAGAAAGCAGGUCUCAAGAGAUGUGGAAAGAGCUGCAGGCUUCGGUGGUUGAAUUAUCUAAGACCAGAUAUCAAGAGGGGGAACAUAACCCAUGAUGAAGAGGAGCUCAUCAUCAGACUUCACAAGCUCUUGGGGAACAGAUGGUCACUAAUAGCCGGGAGGCUUCCAGGGCGAACAGACAAUGAAAUCAAGAACUACUGGAAUACCACUUUAGGAAAGAAAGUGCAGGGUGGCCAAACAUCCACCAAUUUGUCUCCUAACUCCCAAAUCAACAACUCUAAAGACAAGAAGAAGAAGCCAGCCAUGGAGGCAUCACCACCACCACCACCACUUUCUUCUCCAAAGAUGGAGUCAAGAGUGGUCAGGACUAAGGCAUUGAGGUGUACCAAGGUAUUCCUAACACCACCACCUGAUCAACAACCUGUAGACACCCAUCCUCAAGAAGGAGAUAAUGUGUGCCACAAUCAUAAUCAUCAAGUAGGAUCAUCAGAAUCAUCUCUCUUAUUCACUUCCAGUCAUGGAGAUCAUCAUCAAGAAGAUAUCCUGGAUGUAAAUGUAGGAGAAUUCUGCUUAUCUGAUCUUCUACUUGAUUCUGAUCACUUGGAGCAACUCUGCUGUUUCGACGAUGGGAAUGGUAUAGGAGGAGGAGGAGGAGGAGGAUCACAUGGUUGCAACAACAGUGACAAGGACUUCUCUCCAUGUUCAGAUGAACCUCUACUACUGAACCCAGAUGGUGAAAUGCUGGAGGAUUGGACUGGAAACGAUUGUGUUCAACCAGAUGUUGCUUCUGAUCUACGGUCCCUGGCCUCUUUUCUGGAUGCUGAUGACCAGUGGUUGGGAGAACAAUGACUAAUAAUAUAUUAACAAAAGUUUAAUUAUUAGUCUUCUUUCUUCAACUACUGUCCCAACUCCCAAGGAUAGGAGGACGAAUAGCUGAAGUUGAAGCCGAAGACCCAACAGUGUUAUGUGACGAUGACUAUGUCUUGUGUCUAGACUCUAGAGUAGUGGUUCUGUGAGUACUGUGUUAGUAAUAAAUUGAUCCCUCUGUGUCGUAUGGGACUAAUUACCAUGUGAACAUACGGUUUUCUUGUGUAAUAUGAAAAAGGUUUUUUUUUCCUGAAAUAAUAUGAAAAAAAGUUCAGCCA
This is a messenger RNA of Macadamia integrifolia, 1396 nucleotides long. Its product is annotated as transcription factor MYB1-like. The transcript is spliced from 3 exons. The coding region runs from base 129 to 1100 and encodes 323 amino acids. NCBI's taxonomy places the organism in Eukaryota, Viridiplantae, Streptophyta, Magnoliopsida, Proteales, Proteaceae. The record is from RefSeq and is a predicted model, not a curated record.